AUCCUUACGAGUAAAAAUUUUUAACGGCAGGAGAUCUAUCCGUAUACAAAACGGUUAAUCUGACUGCACAUAAAUUGGAAUCUUGAUAAAGUCAAAAAGUCCACUGUGGCCAGAUUCUACCAGAUUCCGCUUGCUCCAAUUCCCCCCGCCCCAACCCACUCCACGCCAACUCGUUCGAACUCAGUUGAGAAGGCAAAAAUAUCGAGAUAUUUAGCUCAUAAACACUUGAAUAUGGCUUCUGAAUUCACUGAGAAGAAGAAGAAAUUGCUUUACUCUGAUUUGUUCAAAGGCAAUCAAAGUAUGACAUCAAGUCCGGGUACUGAAUCCGUUUUAGGUUCGUCGUCUGCUUUGAGUUCACCAUUUGGUUCUGAGCUCGACUCUACCGAAACUUCCGGAAGCGAAGAUGAAGAUUUCGUUGCCGAGUUGACACGUCAGAUGGCUGAGCAUCUGCUUCUGGAAGAUGAAGAUAACUCACUUUCCAACUGCGUUUCUCAUGAAACUAAGUUAAGAAAACAAGGCCGGAAAUCUCGAGGAAGACGAGUAAGGCGGAGCGAGUAUACUCAGAAGAAACCAUUUUAUCAAACUGAGCAACAGUACAAAGGGGCGAACUGGGGAAAUGGAUAUCCUUAUGGGUCGGGUAUGAGGGCUGUAUUUCUGGGUGGAUCUGGAUCAAGUAACGGGUCUUGUGGAACUGGAGUUUUCUUGCCGCGUGGAUCCGACGUCCCAGCUGAGCACAAAAAGAAAUCAGGAGUAUGUUCGACAGUGCUCAUACCUACAAGAGUAUUACAAGCUUUGGAACUUCAUUUUAAUAGGCCAAUGAUGUCAAAAGACUCAACCGAUCAGCACUCUUCACAAAACUCAAAUGAUGUACAUGUAAAUGAUUCUUCACGUUUUAAUGGAGAAGAAGCACAACUGAUCGAAAAACAGUCGGGAAACGAGAAUGAGGAAACACUAUUACCGCAAGAAUGGACCUAUGGACUCGAUUAAUCCUCCCUUGGCGUAGUAUUCUUCAUGCCACCCAUCUUCAACUAUCAAGUGUGUGUAUAAAUUUGAAAUUCCUAUGUAUUCAUGUCGAUCCCUUAGAUGUCAAUAUUCGUAGUUGACAAAUGUAAAACGUAAUAAAUUUGUUGGUCGAAUAGGGGAAUAUUCAGAAUAAUAAUAAUAAUUAGUGAGUUUGAAAAUUACACGCCUCUCAUUUCUGCCCUGUUUGAUGGAAAAAGAAAGCGAUAUGAUGGGUCAUAUUGUGAUUAUGAUGGUCAUGUGAGGAUGGAAGUUUAGUAGUUUUUUAAUAAAAGCUUUCGGUGUGACAUUUGACAAUC
This is a messenger RNA of Olea europaea var. sylvestris, 1319 nucleotides long. RefSeq lists its product as uncharacterized. The record is from RefSeq and is a predicted model, not a curated record. The transcript has 4 exons. NCBI's taxonomy places the organism in Eukaryota, Viridiplantae, Streptophyta, Magnoliopsida, Lamiales, Oleaceae. Bases 232 to 987 code for a protein of 251 amino acids.